AUGCACCACUACCUCCAACUACUACAUGCGACCACUACCCCCCCCCCCACCACAACCCGCUUAUCACCAUCACCCGCCUCCACCACCUACCACCACCACCCACCAACCACUUACCAACACCACUCCUACUACCAACCACCAUCACUUACCUCCACCACCCACCUCCACCACCUAUCACUACCACCCGUCACCAUUACUCCCACCCUUACCACCACUUACCCACCCAUCACCACCACCAUCCAUAACCAUUACCCGCCUCUACCACCCGCUACCACCCACCCAUCACCAAUAUCCACCACCACCUCUACCACUACACAUCAUCACCACCAACCACCACCACAACCAUCCUCAUCACUACCCACUAACAUCAUCACCACCUACCACCUGUUAACAUCACCACCACCCACCAUCCAACAUCACCAACAUUACCAAAUGCAACCACUAUCCUACAUCACCCACUCAUCAACACCACAACCACUGACCCACCCACCACCUUUCACCCCCACAACCUUUCACCAAUACCACCACCUAUCGCCCACAACCACCAUAGACCAACUAUAA
Lactuca sativa (garden lettuce) is the source of this 561-nucleotide messenger RNA. Lineage: Eukaryota; Viridiplantae; Streptophyta; Magnoliopsida; Asterales; Asteraceae. The record is from RefSeq and is a predicted model, not a curated record.